AUGUCGAAACGAAUAGAUUUACUUUUCUCUCUUGUGAUGCCGAUCGGAGAACAACGGUGUGGAUGUGAAUGGUUUUCAAUAUCGUUGCCACCAAGCCGGUCGGUUACCCAUUCGUUUUUGCUGGAGGUUUCUUAUUUUCCCGCUUGCUUUUUGUUUUACUUCCUUUUUUUUUUUAUUACUUUUCAAAUAAUUCAUUUUUAUAAUUAUUUCUUUCUGCUGCCAGCAUUAUUAUUAUAUUUUUUUUCUUCUCUUUUUUUUUUUAUUGUUGGUUCCUCCCUUCCUUUAAGACAUUCUUUCGUUCAUUCUUUUCUUUCUUCAAGCCACUCUUUUCCAUCCUCUAGCUAUCCUCAUUCUAUUCAAAUCUAUCUAUCUAUCUAUCUAUCUAUCUAUCUAUCUAUCUAUCUAUUCCAUUCUGUGUUCAUAUUUAUCCCUCUGUCCAAAUCUAUCUAUCUAUCUAUCUAUCUAUCUAUCUAUCUAUCUAUCUAUCUUAUUCCUACCUGUCUAUCAAUCUAUCCUAUUCAUUUUCUUGCAUGUAUCUCAAUUUUUCCUCCUAUUUUUCUCUUUUUUGCUCCAUUCUCUCUCUUUCUAUGUUCUAUUUGGAUCUAUCACAUUCUGUUCAUAUCUGUCCAUCUAUCUAUUACAUUUUGUUUCUAUCUAUCUAUCUAUCUAUCUAUCUAUCUAUCUAUCUAUCUAUCUAUCUAUCUAAAUAAAAUGUUGAGACAUCUUAUCUUACCUAUUUCUUGCAUGAUUUCUAUUUCUUUCUUUCUUUCUUUCUUUCUUUAUGUCAAGAUUUCUUUCUUUCAGAAUUUUUCUUUACUUUCUUCUUUGCUUUUCUUUCGUUCUUUCUUCAAGACUUCUCUUUCUUUUUUUUCUUUUAGUUUUUCUCGGCUUUUCUUUACUUCUUUUUUUCAGACUUUCUUUCUAUCUUUCUUUCUUUUUUUUUCUUUCUUUUUUCUGAUUUUUUCUUUCUUUAAGGAUUUCUCCCUCUUUUUUCUUUUAAGCUUUCUCUUCUUUUAUUUUAGCUUUUCACUUUCAUUUUUUUUCUUUCAUGCUAAUUCUUUCUUCGUCGCUUUCUCUAACCUUUCUUUCUUUCCUUCCUUCUUUGAAGCGUUCAUUUAA
Molecule: messenger RNA, 1119 nt
Organism: Acanthosepion pharaonis
Lineage: Eukaryota; Metazoa; Mollusca; Cephalopoda; Sepiida; Sepiidae
Source: the annotation of a GenBank genome assembly